AGUUUGGGUAUUAAAGGGGAAAAUUUGUUGAUGGUCACUCAUCUCCGUUGACGCGUCACACCUCCUUAUUUUACGAGCCUCUCUUUCUACCUCUCCUCUCCCUCCCUCACUUUUAGAUCGAUCGAUCGCUCUCCACAAACCUUCUCUCUCAGCCUCAGGGAUCCUCAUCAGAUAAAAGAUGGGGCUUACAUUCACCAAACUCUUCAGCCGGUUGUUUGCCAAGAAAGAGAUGCGUAUAUUGAUGGUGGGUCUCGAUGCAGCUGGUAAGACCACCAUUUUGUACAAGCUCAAGCUUGGCGAGAUUGUCACAACAAUCCCUACCAUUGGAUUUAAUGUGGAGACUGUUGAGUACAAAAACAUAAGCUUCACAGUUUGGGAUGUGGGGGGUCAAGACAAGAUUCGUCCACUAUGGAGGCACUAUUUCCAGAACACACAGGGUCUUAUCUUUGUGGUUGACAGCAAUGACAGGGAUAGAGUUGUUGAGGCAAGAGAUGAGUUGCACAGGAUGUUGAAUGAAGAUGAGCUAAGAGAUGCAGUUCUCCUUGUAUUUGCUAACAAACAAGAUCUGCCAAAUGCAAUGAAUGCUGCUGAAAUCACUGAUAAGCUUGGCCUCCACUCCCUCCGACAACGCCACUGGUACAUCCAGAGCACCUGUGCUACUUCUGGGGAAGGACUUUAUGAGGGUUUGGACUGGCUCUCCAACAACAUUGCUAACAAGGCAUGAUCUGAGGAGGUGAUUGUAUUUUGAGGAGGCAGGCAAGUUUUGCUUUUUGUAUGGUCAGUCACUUUGGUGUUCUCGUUCUUCUGUCUGUGAUGUAGAGGUUCGAGAGGUUAUGAAACAUUAUGUUAAAAAAGGCUUUUUUUUAUUAUUAUUAUUUUUUUGCAUUUAAAUAUAGGACAGUUAUGGAACAUGUAUGAUACGAUGUUUGAUUGGAUUGCUGCAAGUAUUUUAAAGGUAUUAUAUGUAUGUCUGUUUUUUUGUCU
Lactuca sativa (garden lettuce) is the source of this 984-nucleotide messenger RNA. Its product is annotated as ADP-ribosylation factor 2. The record is from RefSeq and is a predicted model, not a curated record. Gene Ontology annotation, molecular function: GTP binding; GTPase activity. Lineage: Eukaryota; Viridiplantae; Streptophyta; Magnoliopsida; Asterales; Asteraceae.